UUUCCACACAAAUUCUAGGGUUUCGAAACACAUCUUUCCUUGAUUAAUUCCAGUUUGUUCGUGAUAUUCUUCAAAUUCCUCAACAAACUAUAGAUUUCAAUCGAUUAAUUCCAGUUUGUUCGUGAUAUUCUUCAACAAACUACAGAUUUCAAAGAUGAAAAAUGCUAAAGGAAACCCUAACAAUGGCGGAAACAAUCAGAAAUCCAGUUUCUUAGCACCAGUUAAUAAGAACAACAGGAUGAUGAAGAAGAACAGGAGCAGAUUGGGAGGCGGAGGCCUCUCGCUUCAAGCUUUUGCUAAUGCGAAAUCGAAGAACGACGGUUACAAUCCGGCUUUAAUCAAGAAGCAAAGGGAAUUCUACAAAAACGCAAAAUAUGUUAACAAGUAUAAGAAGUCACAAAAGCAUCCGAACCAAGGACAAAGUUCUUCCCAAGCUACAAAACUCAUAGAGAGUACAAGCGAAAACAGGGAAGCUGGUGAGAGGCACUCAAAGAAGCCGAAAAAAGCAUAUCGUCUAGAAGAGAUCUAUAAACAGAAGCAGGAGGAAGAAGAAAAGGCGAGAAGAGAGAAAGAGGCAAUAAUUAAAGCUAAAAAGGAAGAAAAAGAAAAAGGCGAAGCUCGUCGUAAAGCUCAGAAGAAAAACAUGCUUAAAAGAACAAGAUCGGGUCAGCCCGUUAUGAAGUACAGGAUUGAACAUCUGUUACAGACCAUUCAAGGCUCAAAAAAUUCACAGUAAUCGGUUUCUUGACCCUAGAUCUGUAAUGAGCUUAUAAUAUUAGUCAAGGACUGAAUCCAAUUGUUUUGAUCAACAGUUGGUAAUGCCGAUUUUGACCCGAACCUUUUUUUAUUUUUCUUUAUUAAUUUUAUAUGUUGGUGCA
This is a messenger RNA of Helianthus annuus (common sunflower), 878 nucleotides long. Its product is annotated as nucleoporin GLE1. Lineage: Eukaryota; Viridiplantae; Streptophyta; Magnoliopsida; Asterales; Asteraceae. Bases 155 to 736 code for a protein of 193 amino acids. The transcript is spliced from 3 exons. Gene Ontology annotation, cellular component: nucleus. The record is from RefSeq and is a predicted model, not a curated record.